Messenger RNA from Solenopsis invicta (red fire ant), 610 nucleotides. RefSeq lists its product as uncharacterized. Bases 38 to 610 code for a protein of 190 amino acids. The transcript is spliced from 3 exons. NCBI's taxonomy places the organism in Eukaryota, Metazoa, Arthropoda, Insecta, Hymenoptera, Formicidae. The record is from RefSeq and is a predicted model, not a curated record.
GGAAAAGGAUUUUGAGGAAUUAUAUCCUGAUGCACAUAUGAAACUAUAUGCGGAAUGGGCUAAAUUAUCAUGUUUCAUAGAAAAAAAAUUAACUAAAAUAGAACCUAAAUUCAAAGCAGCUUCAAAUCCAGAAAAAAAAACAAUACAGCUUUUGCUGCGACUACCUUCUCUCUUUCCGAUAUAUACCGCAGUUGUUGGAAAAGGAAGAGGUUGUAAUUGGCGACCAUCGUUAUGUGAAAGACGAGAAGCAUUUUUAUGGGAAAUGGAGACAUAUGGCGAUUUAAACACUAAAAUCCAAGAAAGAAGAGAGAAGUUAAAUAUUUUCAAAUUGACAUUGCAACCACAAGCUGUCAUUAUAGGCUCAUCGGAAACUGACAAAAGGCGUAGCUUUGUCAUUGUUGAUACAAUACGCUACGAAGUGGAAACACCAUUAAAAGCUAUAGAUAUAGCUUUCAAAUGUAUUCACAGUUUGCAUGCUGAAUAUCCUAAAGAAUGUGAACAAGUUUUUCUUUUUCUACAGAAAGGUAUCUACGGUAUUAAUACAAAAUAUGAUAAGAAAUUUAGUGCUGUUAGUACUUUGGUUAAGGAAUAUGAGAUUUUUUCCUUAUGA